This is a messenger RNA of Lizanozyma spartinae, 2037 nucleotides long. RefSeq lists its product as uncharacterized. The coding region runs from base 1 to 2037 and encodes 678 amino acids. NCBI's taxonomy places the organism in Eukaryota, Fungi, Ascomycota, Pichiomycetes, Serinales, Debaryomycetaceae. The record is from RefSeq and is a predicted model, not a curated record. The transcript has a single exon.
AUGGACUGGGAUAAAUCGUUGCUGGAGACUCUUGCCUCGACUAUAGACAGGCUUGAAAGCAAGCGUAAGGCUCUUGAAGAAACAAAGAAGCUGUAUGUGCAAUUGGCACUGGCACUAACCCAAGAUAAUGAUUCACAUAUGGUUCAUUUAGGAGGAGACUAUUUUGUUCAAAUGAAUCAUGAAGACGCCAAACUGUUUGUGGAAAGACGUCUGCACGAGUUGGCUUCAACCAUCACCGAGUUUGACUCUCAAUUACAACAUGCGAAGGAAACCAUGUCUCAUUUGACCAAGUUUGAGCAAGUAUCCAACGAGCCAGUAGAAGAAGAAGAAGAACAAGAAGUUGCCACCAACAAUGCCAAGGUGAAUGAAGAAGGAUUACCGUAUGUAGAUAUUGUUGAAGAAUUAGAUGAGGAUGGGAACGUGAUCGGAGUCAAACUAAACGAUGAGAAUGUUUCUAGUGACGUUGAACCAGAAGCUAGCCAAAAGAUUGAACCUGUGAGUGACACGGAGUUUCAUCAGAACCAUAUUGACGAUACUGAUGCCCAACAAGAGAUAGCAGAUUUGAUUUCAGAUAUGGAACUUGCAACCCCCAGUGCUGCUGAACAGAUUUUGUUUGCCAAUUCGCUAUUGGACAAGAUUGAUCAGCUUGAGAUUUCUGCGGAUGAUAAGUUCCGUCUCAAGCAAGAAUGCAUGGAGCAGUUUAGUCAGAAACGUAGUAUUGAUGCCAGUGACCUUUAUGAGUUGGAAAUGUUUGACCAGAUGGCUGAAGAUGAAGAAGUUGGUGAUGAAAAUAUGAGUGGAGAAUUUGGUGAUGAUUGGGAAAUUGAAUUUGAUGAUGACGAGGACGAAAAUGAGGAAGACGAAGAUGAUGUUGAAGAAGUAAAGUUUUUCAAGAAUCAUGAUAAGGGGAAUUCAAUGCUUUGGGAUCAAAUACAGAAAUUAAGAGAUGCAAAGAAGAAUGAUAUUGAGAACACUGUAGAUGAACAUAAAGAAGCAAGCAGUAACAAGAAGAAGAAAGGUGUUAAGUUUGCUGACAAGGUGGAUGUUGUGCCAAUAGAGAAUGUAAGUGAAGAGAUGAAGAAUAUGAACAUUGGACGAGUGAGUCGGUUUAAGUUAGCUCGAAAUAGAUAUAAGGAGAGUGUUAUUAAAGAUGUUCAUGAAACUCCUGUUUCUGACAUAAUAGAGAAUGAAGUUUCUGAACCAUCAGAUACAAAGGAUGAACCUGUUUCGGAUAUAGUUGAACGGGGCGACUUUAAUCCGCACGAAGUGGUGAUGAUGCCAUUAAUAAACUCAAAUAGAAAGCAAAUGCCCACAAUUGAACGAGAUAAGAGCAAGAAUCCAGAACAAUCAGAUGAAGUGGAUAGCCCGGUGGAAGCAUUCCGUUUUACAAGUGAACCAGAGCAAAAACCAGUCACAUCAAGAUUUAAACAAGCAUUAGUGAACAAGAAAUCAAUAAUACCUACCAUACAGAAUGAACUAGAGGAUGAGGGUGAAGUCAAUGUUAAACCUAAAGUUGUCAAGCUUGAUUAUGGAGGAGACUUAGAUGCUAUGGCUCAAGCUUAUGUUAUGGGAAUGUAUGAUGAGAAUGACGAUAAUGGAAUGCAACCUGAUCUUGAUGCCACAAGAGGUGACUAUAUUAUUUCAUCUAUGUCAGAUUUAGAUAGACAUAAUAAAGUGGUUGAUCUGGGAAAAGCACGGGAUAUUGAUCAAGGUGAAGAUUUCGGUUUCAUGGACAACGAUGACGAUGCCUCGGAAUCUGAUGAAGAAAACCGUCCCAUUGUAUCUGAACAAGUUCUAGAGAAUGAUUGGGAAGAUCAACCAAUGGAUGAUGAUGAUAUGAAUGAAGAUUAUGGGUUAUCCAACGAUGUAUUGGGACAAGAGGUACGUCAAGAUUAUCAUCGUUUACGACAAAAGUUCGCCUAUGAGAAUCAAGGAACACAAGCUACCGAUGAAGAUAAGGAGUUUGAGCCGGUUUACGCCGAAGGAGAUCGUAAACCAAGUAGGUUUAAACAGAUGAGGAUGAAGAUGUCCGGGUAA